CAUUUUCAAAAUUAAUAAUAAAAACCAAAUUAAUCAAAAUUGUCCUCUAUUUAACAUCUAUCACUUAACAUAGUUAAUAUCACAACUCCAUCAUCUCAUGGCAACUCCAACUACUCUCUCCGCUCUCUUCUUCCUUCUCACUUUUAUCUUCGCAGCAACCGUUUUCUCUGACGAGGAUUGUGUGUACACGGUGUACGUUAGAACCGGGUCAAUAUUCAAGGGAGGAACAGACUCGAUCAUCGGACUCAAGCUAUACGAUGCAUCCGAUUACGGAAUAUACAUCAAGGAUCUUGAAGCGUGGGGCGGGUUAAUGGGUUCGGGUUAUAACUACUUUGAACGGGGCAACCUUGAUAUAUUCAGUGGUAGGGGUCCUUGUUUGGACGGACCCGUUUGUGCUGUGAACGUGACUUCUGACGGGUCGGGUCCUCAUCACGGUUGGUAUGUUAAUUAUGUUGAGGUUACUUCAACUGGGGUUCAUACUCCUUGCGCUCAGGAACAGUUCACGGUGGAACAGUGGUUGGCGACGGAUACGGCGCCGUAUGAGCUUUCGGCUGUUAGGAAUUACUGUAAGUACGAUUCGCGUCGGGGCCGUCCUGAAUUAAAGAUCAUUGGUGGUGUCAGAUCCGGGUCUGGGUCUGGGCCUGAUUACUCUAUUUUGGGCUCUACUGCCGGGGCCUAGAUCAGACCAAUAAAUCUAGAGGUGGUUAGUUAAUAAUGGUAUUGUUUGUAGGUGGUUGUAUUUGAUUGUAUUAUUGUUAGUGUCGUUGAGAUGCUUUUUGGUUGAAUUUAUUAUACUUGAACCGGUUACAUCAAUGGCGUUUGGAGUUUUGGGUUGUCAUUUAUGUGAAAAUGAUGCAUUAGGAAAACUGUGUGCGCACAAAGUUUUGGAAAUAAAAAGAUUUGGUUUUAUUUAA
Molecule: messenger RNA, 914 nt
Organism: Lathyrus oleraceus (garden pea)
Lineage: Eukaryota; Viridiplantae; Streptophyta; Magnoliopsida; Fabales; Fabaceae
Product: PLAT domain-containing protein 3
Exons: 2
Coding region: 98-679 (193 amino acids)
Molecular function (GO): protein binding
Source: RefSeq, a predicted model, not a curated record